Messenger RNA from Drosophila grimshawi, 4089 nucleotides. It is a transcript of the gene Edem2, whose product is annotated as ER degradation-enhancing alpha-mannosidase-like protein 3. NCBI's taxonomy places the organism in Eukaryota, Metazoa, Arthropoda, Insecta, Diptera, Drosophilidae. The transcript has 7 exons. Gene Ontology annotation, cellular component: endoplasmic reticulum; membrane. The record is from RefSeq and is a predicted model, not a curated record. The coding region runs from base 679 to 3171 and encodes 830 amino acids. Gene Ontology annotation, molecular function: mannosyl-oligosaccharide 1,2-alpha-mannosidase activity; calcium ion binding. Gene Ontology annotation, biological process: endoplasmic reticulum mannose trimming; mannose trimming involved in glycoprotein ERAD pathway; carbohydrate metabolic process.
AACAAUUUAAAAACUGCCAGCAAAGCGUUAUUAUUUGCGGCCAACAAUUGCAUGUGUGGCCCUUCAUCUAAAUACAAUAUGCGAAUAAUAAACAUCUGAAGCGUACAAAUCUAAAUUGCAGCGAGCGGUCGCUGUUCGCUUUUCGGCGAUUUGCAGUCGUGGUGUUUUGUUAUUGGAGCAGGCAGCAGCAAACAAGAUUAAAAAUAAACUAUUUCGGAAUGUUACUACUUUGAAAGCAAAAAAAGAAGAAAAAAAUCAUGCUCACAACGCUGUUGACCAUGUCGCUAACGCACAAGUGCAAGAAAAAGUGCGAUACAUAUAAAACAUUCAUUUUUUCUUGGUCUUCCACUCCAAACAUUUAAAUAAGACGACGCUGAUUUAAAAUUAAAAGUAAGCGAAACACACAAACAAAGCGGAGAACGCGAUAAAUUCAAAAACUUACCCAAGAGCAGCAACAACAAAUAUCACGUUCAAAGUGAAGGUCAACGUCACAAGCAACAAGCCAUAAGUAACAAGCAAGAAGCAACAACAAAAACCAACAACAAGGUGAUAAGCAACGGCAACUGUGGCUGCCCAAAACGAAAUACGAACAGCACCAGCUGCUUGGAAUUGGAGCUAGCACUCCAAGCCAGCAAAGCUUUCGGCCUUCCACUUCCACUUGCAGUCGCAAGCUAAAUUAUGGGCAAGAUGAUGGGCUCGACGUCAUCGCUGGUGGCACAACAGCGCCUGUUGCUGCCCACCCUGGUCUCCCUGUUUCUGCUCAUCGUCACUGUGAUCAGCGAUGACGCCAGCACGAUUCCCACACAGAAUAUGUCGCACAAGGAACGUGCCGAACUGCGUGAAGAGUCGCGCGAAAUGUUCUAUCAUGCAUAUCACGCCUACAUGGAGAACGCCUAUCCCGCCGACGAACUGAUGCCACUCUCCUGCAAGGGACGCUACCGCGGCGUGACGCCUUCGCGCGGCGACAUGGACGACAUAUUGGGCAACUUCUCCAUGACGCUGGUGGAUGCUCUGGACACACUUGUGCUGCUCGGCGAUUUUGCCGAGUUCGAGCAUGCCGUGAAGCUGGUCAUACGGGACGUGCAGUUCGACAGCGAUAUCAUUGUGUCCGUGUUCGAGACGAACAUACGAAUGGUGGGCGGUCUGCUGUCGGCGCACAUACUCGCCGAAUAUCUACAGAAGCAGGCGGAUGUGAUGCACUGGUACAAGGGCGAGAUGCUGGAGAUGGCUCGCGACCUGGGCUAUCGUCUGCUGCCGGCGUUUAAUACGACGACGGGCAUACCCCAUGCACGGGUCAAUCUGCGGCUGGGCAUGAAGGAUCCACAGUUGAAGAAGUCCCGCGAAACAUGCACUGCCUGUGCGGGCACCAUUUUAUUGGAGUUUGCCGCAUUGUCGAGGCUGACAGGUGAUCCGAUAUUUGAGGUGCGCGCACAUGCCGCCAUGGACGCCCUGUGGAAGUUGCGACACCGUGGCUCUGAUCUUAUGGGCACCGUGCUAAAUGUCCACUCGGGCGAUUGGGUGCGUCGCGACUCGGGCGUGGGUGCUGGCAUUGAUAGCUACUACGAGUAUCUGUUCAAAUCGUAUGUGCUGCUGGGCGAUGACAAGUAUUUGGCGCGAUUCAAUCGCCACUACAACGCCGUAAUGAAGUACGUCAGCGAGGGUCCGAUGUUACUGGACGUGCUGAUGCAUCGACCACAUGCGAAGUCGCGCAACUUCAUGGACUCACUUCUGGCAUUCUGGCCCGGCCUCCAGGUGCUCUCGGGCGAUCUGAAGCCGGCGGUGCAAACCCACGAGAUGCUCUAUCAGGUGAUGCAAAUGCACACGCUCAUCCCCGAGGCGUGGACGGUGGACUUCCAAAUCCAUUGGGGCCAACAUCAUUUGCGGCCCGAGUUCAUUGAGUCUACGUACUUCUUGUAUCGUGCCACCGGUGAUCAUCACUAUCUGCAGGUGGGCAAGCGAGCGCUUAAAACGCUGCAGAAAUAUGCAAAAGUCUCCUGUGGCUAUGCGGCUGUCAACGAUGUGCGCACCGGCAAGCAUGAGGAUCGCAUGGACUCGUUUGUGCUGUCCGAAACAUUUAAAUAUCUGUUUCUGCUGUUCUCCGAGCCGCAGGAUCUCAUCAUCAAUGUGGAUGAGUUUGUCUUCACCACUGAAGCGCAUCUGUUGCCGCUGUCCAUUGCACAGCUGGGCAAUUCCACUUUUAGCUUUCGGCAAUCGGACGAGCACAAUGUACUCGACUUCAUGCGAACCUGCCCCAGUUCCAAUAAGCUUUUUCCUGAGAAAGUACGCAAACCAUUGCGCAACUUCAUUACGGGCUCGUGUCCGCGCACCACAACCGGCAAGCGACUCAGCGCCCUGGAUUUUCAGGCAAGCAAUGCAGAUCAUCUGCGAGCUGUAUACGACAUGGGCAUCACCAUGGUUUCGGUAGGCGACCGUAGCCAAGGCAAGGUGCGACUGUUUCAUAGUUUCUAUAAUGCCAAGAGUCAGGAGGAAGGCGAAAUGGGCUUGCAGUUUAUGCAGGAAAUGUUGGAGCUGACCAAAAUGCAGAGCAUGAAUCAACUGGCCCAGCUGCAGGUGCGUAAAUUACAAGAGAAUUGUGCGAAUAACUCAAUGGCGGUUGCUUAUGCAUUGGAUGAUCAGUCACAGGACUGGACCGCUCUGAUGGCCGGCCCAUCGCACUUCAGUCCGGAGCUGUUUGGCGACAUGUUUGUUGAGGGCGAUGUUACGUUGGCCCAUCCAUUCCGUGCCUGCGACGACACGCUGCAGAAUGCCGAUUUUGUGGCUGGGAAGAUUCUGGUGGCGGAGCGCGGCGAUUGCACGUUUGUAAGCAAAGCGCGCUUGGCACAAAAGGCGGGCGCUUUGGCGUUGAUCGUCUUUGAUAAUGUAUCUGGUUCUUCCGGGGAGACGCAACCGAUGUUUGCGAUGUCCGGUGAUGGCAAAUAUGAUGUGGCCAUACCCGUUGUCUUCAUGUACAGCCAGGAGGCCACCAAGCUGGCCGGCGCAAUGGUGCGACAACCAAAGCUGCGCGUACGCAUCAUGAAAAUGGUGGAGUUCAAGCGCUGGCAGCUUGCCAAGGAGGCUCAUCAGAAUGAGGCAGCGGCGGCAGCAGCAGCAGCGGCGGCGUCAACGGCGACGGCGGCGAUGCCAAAGAAAAAGCCAGACAAGGAAUUGUAGUGACGACUGCUCAAUGAUGGUCGGGGCCCUCGCUAUAACGCUUCAAUGGCGCCUGUUUAAAUUCUAAAAUGGCUUUUCUAUAAACAUUUCACUAAUUAUACACGCAUACACUUAAGUAUAAGUCAUUUCCAAAUUUCGUUCACAGAGGCGAUAAAAUGCGAUAAAAUGUUGUACUUUACUCUAAGACUCGGAACCCCAACAUGCACAUCAGCUCCAUUGGCGCUGUGGCUUAAAGUUUUUAGCAUUUGAUGAUAAACAUUUAAACAACGUUUUCGAGAUAAAACAUUAGCUUAGUUCCCUCAGUUUCCUAGCAGCAAACCGACAACGCGGGCUAUAAAACUAAAAUAUGGCCAAUGUUUGUAUCUGAUAUGUAUGAUAUAAUGAUAUAGAUAUGCAUGCGCAUAUAUUAUAUAUGUAUAUGUAUACUAGGUGUAUCUGUAGUCCAAAAACUCACAAUUUUUAUAUGAAUUUUACUUUCGUGUAAGUAAAUCUUGUGUACAUAAAAUUAGCUGUUAGGACGAAAUUAAAAUAAUAAUAAUGUAAUAAUAAAUGAAUAGCUCAUAGUUGUAUUUGUAACGAAUGAUGGAGUGUGUAGUUGAAAUUGAUUAGUUUAUAUGAAAUUAAAGGCGUUCUAAAUACAUCAUUCAAUUUUAAAAAAUUAACCGUGUUUGUGCAAUUAACAACUUUCCUUUUACUGUCGAUUAAUUGAAGAAAAACUCACCACAUGCUUUGAUAUAAUUCUAGAUUUUAUUUUAAUUUAUACGCUUUUGCAUUCAUUUUGGUUUUGUUUUUUUAAUUGUUUACCAAGAGUAACACAUCUCCACUCUAAAUAUAGUACAUAGCUAGCAGUAUGCUAGAGUUAAGCCUAAAGCUUUAUUUUUCUUUUAGAAAAUAAAAAUAAACACGUUACAACUUAAA